AUGGACGACCAAGUCAAGUCUCGCCGAAAGCAUGACACCCAUGAGGUUGUUGACAAACCAAAUUCGCACGAUGACUUCAAGCAAGCGCAACUCGCUGGUGGUUGGAUCCCCGGUAUGGAUCCCAAGGUGGACUACACACAGAAUUUCGAAUUCGGUGGUUCACUCGGAACCUUGGCACUUAUGACUGGCUUCCCGUUGCUGAUGUGGUACAUGUGGAUCGGCGCUACCUACUAUGAUGGAAAGCUACCUCUGCCGCAAAACGGAGAGUCCUGGACCGCCUUCGGAAAGCAUCUAUGUCAUCUUGUUUACACCGGUGCAUUCCCACACUUCAGGGCGUGGCGCAUCUACUGGACAUUCUACAUCUUUGAGGCAGCAUGCUACAUCUAUAUGCCUGGAUUCACGUGCUAUGGGAAACGUCUUCUCCAUCUGCAAGGCAAGCGGCUGGAGUAUUACUGCUCGGCCUACAGUAGUUUGUACCUCACAAUUGCCGUUGUGGCCACUCUCCACUACACUGGACUUUUCCCAGUUUACACUAUCCUGGAUGAGUUUGGUCCUCUGAUGUCUGUGGCGAUUCUUUCGGGGUUUCUCGCUAGCUUUUUAGCUUAUUUCUCUGCAUUUGCUCGUGGCGCCCAGCACCGUAUCACUGGGUACCCAAUUUAUGACUUCUUCAUGGGAGUCGAACUGAACCCACGUAUGUUCGGGAUCCUCGACUUUAAGAUGUUCUACGAAGUCCGUAUCCCAUGGUUCAUGCUCUUGGGUUUGAGCUGUGCGGCUGCGACUCGCCAAUAUGAACUCUACGGAUAUGUUUCUGGUGAAGUUAUGUUCCUUGUCAUGGCGCACUUCCUUUACGCCAACGCCUGCGCCAAGGCAGAACACUUCAUCACCACUACAUGGGACAUGUACCAGGAGAAACUGGGAUUCUUGUUGACCUUCUGGAACAUGGCCGGUGUCCCUAUGUCUUACUGUCACUGCGUUUUGUACUUGGAUAGCCGCCACCCGUCGACAUAUACGUGGAAUAAAACUGCAUUGGCAGUACUGUUUGUCUCGUAUCUUUGCGUCUACUAUGUCUGGGACACUGCAAACAGCCAGAAGAAUGCCUUCCGCAUGAUGGAGCGAGGCAAAUUGGUGAACCGCAAGACGCUUCCCCAGCUUCCUUGGCGACAUGUUGACAACCCAAAGACACUCCAGACAGAGAAGGGCGAUACCAUUUUUGUUGAUGGGUGGUAUGGAUUGGCUCGCAAAGUCCACUACAGCUGCGAUAUGUUCUUUGCUUUGUCGUGGGCACUCAUUACCGGCUUCGACAGUCCCCUUCCCUGGUUCUACCCCGUAUUCUUCGCUGUCAUGAUUACGCACCGUGCCAUGAGGGAUAUCCACAAAUGUAAAGUCAAGUAUGGAACAACUUGGGAUGAGUACGAGAAGCAGGUUCCAUGCCUCUUCAUUCCGUACGUGAUCUAA
Messenger RNA from Penicillium verrucosum, 1455 nucleotides. RefSeq lists its product as uncharacterized. The coding region runs from base 1 to 1455 and encodes 484 amino acids. Gene Ontology annotation, cellular component: endoplasmic reticulum membrane. The record is from RefSeq and is a predicted model, not a curated record. Gene Ontology annotation, molecular function: Delta24(24-1) sterol reductase activity. The transcript has 2 exons. Lineage: Eukaryota; Fungi; Ascomycota; Eurotiomycetes; Eurotiales; Aspergillaceae. Gene Ontology annotation, biological process: ergosterol biosynthetic process.